Messenger RNA from Seriola dumerili (greater amberjack), 1867 nucleotides. RefSeq names its product beta-citrylglutamate synthase B-like (gene rimkla). The record is from RefSeq and is a predicted model, not a curated record. The coding region runs from base 649 to 1854 and encodes 401 amino acids. Gene Ontology annotation, biological process: protein modification process. The transcript is spliced from 5 exons. Gene Ontology annotation, cellular component: cytoplasm. Gene Ontology annotation, molecular function: ATP binding; ligase activity, forming carbon-nitrogen bonds; metal ion binding. NCBI's taxonomy places the organism in Eukaryota, Metazoa, Chordata, Actinopteri, Carangiformes, Carangidae.
UUGGAGUUGUAAACGAAGCGUGUGCACUUUUCAGCACCAAUACCUCGUGGAUAGCAGCCAAACGAAGCCGAGAGGGUAGUCGUUGUGGGUUAGCUUAGUUUAUUGUCAUAAACCCGACGACUUUGCGGUUUGCAGCGCCGUAUAACCGCCGCGAUCACGAGAAAACUUUAUUGAUAGUUUUGAGUCGACAAGAGGACGAUAUAAAGCAGAACCGCCUGAGCUUUGUCUGCCCCGGUGGGCAAAUUGUGCCGAGACGUGUAUCUCUUGACAGGCAAGUUUCUGUGGGUAGAAAUACCUUAAUUUUUUGGCCCGCCUGUGUCGAAUUGGCGCGGUCUGGGUUCGUCUAACUGCGCCCUGGGAGGACUAAAUGGCUGCAAAUGAAGGCAAACAAAGGUGAUAAAGAAGAUUAUUCAUCCUAGCCGGUUCGGCCCAAACAGCGGUUGAGUCGUGGUCCUGUUUUUAGCCACAUCACAGCCUGCUCGCACCGCUAGCCGCCGAGGUCUCCAUUGUGUGAGCAUCUCUGUGCUAUUCCGCUGCCGCCCGACCCCCGGAUCCCGCGCUACCACCGCACACCUGCCGCCUCCCACAGCUACAACUGUGUGUUUUCUGCCGGAUUUUUUGUAACUUUAUUGAAUCCACGCAUCCGAAAUGUGUUCUCGGGUUUGGUUCGUGACCGACCGGCGUAUCAGCCAGGAGUACCCCCAAGUUCAGAUCCUCCGGGCACUGAAGGAGCGCUGCGCCGACGAGGAUGUUGAAUUCCGCUCUCUUCUCAUGGAUCAAAUCGUGCUUACGAUCAGCGAGGGACAACUAGGUCUGCGAGUGGAGCAGGAAUUGGUGACAUCUUAUCCACAAGUGGUGGUGGUGCGGGUGCCCACACCUUGGGUGCAGUCAGAUAGUGACAUCACUGUGCUGCGCCACCUGGAGAAGAUGGGCUGCCGGCUUAUCAACCGGCCCCAGGCUAUACUCAACUGUGUCAACAAAUUCUGGACCUUUCAGGAGCUGGCCGGCCAUGGGGUGCCUCUUCCUGACACCUUCUCCUACGGAGGACACGACAACUUCCGUAAGAUGAUUGAUGAGGCAGAGCCACUGGGCUACCCAGUGGUGGUGAAGAAUGCACGCGGCCACAGAGGCAAGGCUGUGUUCCUGGCACGGGACAAACACCACCUGACAGACCUGUGCCACUUGAUCCGCCAUGAUACCCCCUACCUGUUUCAGGAGUAUGUCAAGGAGUCGCACGGUCGUGAUGUGCGGGUGGUCCUGGUGGGCGGCCGUGUCAUUGGCUCCAUGCUUCGCUGCUCCACUGAUGGUCGCAUGCAGAGCAACUGCUCCCUGGGUGGUGUAGGUAUGAUGUGCCCACUGAGCGAGCAGGGCAAGCAGCUGGCCAUAGAGGUGUCUAACAUCCUGGGCAUGGAUGUGUGUGGUAUUGACCUCCUGCAGCUCAAUGACGGUUCAUUUGUGGUCUGCGAGGCCAAUGCCAAUGUGGGCUUCAUUGCUUUCGACCAGGCCUGUGGCAUGGAUGUGGCAGGCAUUGUUGCCGACUACGCCCUGUCGAUGCUCCCCAGCCGCCUCACCCGGAAGAUGUCCUUGCUGUCCGUCGUGUCAAGUACCAGCGAGACCAGCAGUGAGCCUGAGGUGUGCCCUGUGCCCGCUGGCAGCGGCUCGCUGCCUGAGGCCGUCUGCAACAUGAGCGUUGGUUCUACUUCCAGUGAGAGUGACCCGGAGCUAGCCGAGCCCUCCCAGUCCUCGCCCCGCCAGUCCACAGCCCCCACCUUGCCCGAUCUCCCUGACCUCCCCGAUCCUGCCUACAACUUCAACACCCUCCUCGCCAACGAGAUCAAGUUAUUGACUGAGUGAGAUUCAAGCGGCU